Molecule: messenger RNA, 3417 nt
Organism: Physeter macrocephalus (sperm whale)
Lineage: Eukaryota; Metazoa; Chordata; Mammalia; Artiodactyla; Physeteridae
Gene: LGI4
Product: leucine rich repeat LGI family member 4
Exons: 10
Coding region: 1211-2761 (516 amino acids)
Biological process (GO): myelination in peripheral nervous system; neuron maturation
Molecular function (GO): protein binding
Source: RefSeq, a predicted model, not a curated record
UAUGGCUGAGGUAACAGAGACCUGAAGGGCCUUGCUCAAAUCACAGAGAUGUUCAGGUGCAGGAUAAGCACUUGGGUCCAGAAUCCACCCCAAGCUGUGGGGUGCCCACCCUGCUCUGAACACUCUCUAUCCUCUAGGAUAGGAGGAGGAAUUCUCUACACAUCUGAGAAGUGGGUGACACGAUUGCCCCAUUUGACAAAUGGGCAAACUGAGGAUCAGGGACCCAGAUCUGAGUGACCCCACCUGGUGUCGGGGGGGGGGUCACUUUUAAUACUUUUUAAAAAUAUUCAAGUUUAAUAAUUUAUGCUUUACCAGUAAGACACACAUUUCUACUUUUCAGUAAAAGGUGUUAGUGGAACAGUCUUGAGUAUGCCGACCCGAAGCUGGCCCAACGCUGCCUGGGCCUCAUCUGCCCGCAGCUUUGCCCGGUGUCCUCCAAAGCCCCGACUAGCCCGCGUGCCAGGCCCACCCCGUGCCCUGCUCCGUGACCAGUUACCCCUAGCUGGUGCUGUUAGGCCCCUUGUCCUCCAAGUGUUCUGGGUGUGUGCAGCAGUGCCAAGAGAGGCUGUGUGUUCUCCUCAUGCCUUAGUUUUCCCAUCUGUAAAGUGGGGGUUAAUAAUACUACCCACCUCAAGGGGUUGUUGUGAGGACUGAGUAAAUUCAUGUCAAGACUGAUGCAUAGUAAGGGCUCAGUGAGUAUUAUUACUACUACUUCAGAUUGGGUAAUAUCAUUUAUUUAUUUUUCUUAUUUAAUGAACAGAAUCUAUCCAAACUGCUAAAAGCUUAGUCCAAAUGAAAACAGCCAAUAUCCAUGGGUUCUGAUCUCCAAAGGAGAAAUGCAAAAUCCUACUGGGAGGCUGUGCAGCCAGCUGCCUGGGCUUGAGUCCUGGCUCUGUCCCAGCUAGAUAACCUAGAUCUCAAAUGACUUGACCCCUCUCUUCAGUAUUUCCAUCUGUAAAAUAGCCAUAUGAUAGUAUCAGCCUCAGAGGGCUGUAGCGAGGUCAGCACGAGCUAAUAGAUGAACUUGUAGGACACGGCGUGGUACAGAGUCAGUGCUGAAGAAAGGGGUGGCAUCAUUAUCAUCCUUUUUCCCUUGGGUUGGCUCCCUACCCCUAAACAGUGCCCUGUGUGAGGGCUCCCUGGACCUGCCCGAGAGCUUCUCCCCGACCCUGCUGUCGCUGGGAAAUACACACACCCAGGGUCAGGUGGCAUGCCAGGGUCCCCUCCGCCCCACCCCCGGACACAGGAGACAGCUCUGGGAUGGGACUGGCACACUGGAGCAGUUUUCUCCUCGCCCACCAUUGCCCACAUCUCCAGCUCACUCGUUAGGACUGGAGUCACCCAGCUGAAGGCCGGCAGCUUCCUGAGGGUACCGUCACUGCACCUGCUCCUCUUCACAUCCAACUCCUUCUCCGUGAUCGAGGACGAUGCGUUUGCGGGCCUGUCCCACCUGCAGUACCUCUUUAUCGAAGACAAUGAGAUUGGCUCCAUCUCUAAGAACGCUCUCAGAGGACUCCGCUCACUCACACACCUAAGCCUGGCCAAUAACCAUCUCGAGACCCUCCCCAGAUUCCUGUUCCGAGGCCUGGAGACCCUGACUCACGUGGACCUCCGCGGGAACCCGUUCCAGUGUGACUGCCGUGUCCUCUGGCUGCUGCAGUGGAUACCCACCGUGAACGCCAGCGUGGGGACUGGGGCCUGUGCCGGCCCCGCCGCCCUGGCCCACAUGCAGCUCCACCACCUCGACCCCAAGACGUUCAAGUGCAGAGCCAUAGAGCUAUCCUGGUUCCAGACGGUUGGCGAGUCAGCGCUGGGCGUAGAGGCUUUCUCCUACCAAGGGGAGCCCCACGUCGUCCUGGCACAGCCCUUUGCCGGCCGCUGCCUGAUCCUGACCUGGGACUACAGCCUGCAGCGCUUCCGGCAGGAGGAAGAGCUGUCUGCGCCCUCGGUGGUGUCCUGCAAGCCGCUGGUGCUGGGCCGGCGCCUCUUUGUGCUGGCCGCCCGCCUGUGGGGAGGCUCGCAGCUGUGGGCCCGGCCCGGCCCCGACCUGCGCCUGGCCCCGCUGCAGGCCCUGGCUCCACGGCGGCUGCUGCGGCCCAAUGAUGCCGAGCUCCUGUGGCUGGACGGGCAGCCCUGCUUCGUGGUGGCCGACGCCUCCAAGGCGGGCAGCACCACGCUGCUGUGCCGGGACGGGCCCGGCUUCUACCCGCGCCAGAGCCUGCACGCCUGGCACCGGGACACGGAUGCCGAGGCCCUCGAGCUGGACGGCCGGCCCCAUCUGCUGCUAGCCUCCGCCUCGCAGCGGCCCGUGCUCUUCCACUGGUUUGGGGGCCGCUUCGAGAGGCGCACGGACAUCCCCGAGGCCGAGGACGUCUACGCCACGCGCCACUUCCAGGCCAGCGGAGACGUGUUCCUGUGCCUGACACGCUACAUCGGGGACUCCAUGGUCAUGCGCUGGGAUGGUUCCAUGUUUCGCCUGCUGCAGCAGCUUCCCUCUCGCGGCGCCCACGUCUUCCAGCCACUGCUCAUCGCCAGGGACCAGCUGGCUAUCCUGGGCAGCGACUUCGCCUUCAGCCAGGUCUUCCGCCUUGAGCCUGACAGGGGGCUCCUGGAGCCACUGCAGGAGCUGGGGCCCCCAGCCUUGGUGGCCCCCCGUGCCUUUGCCCAUAUCACCAUGGCCGGCAGACGCUUUCUCUUCGCUGCUUGCUUCAAGGGCCCCACACAGAUCUACCAGCAUCACGAGUUAGACCUCAGUGCCUGAGACUGGAAGGGACCCUGGACAUGGCUGGCAGAGGGCUGGCAUGGGGAGUCCUGGGCCUCUAGAUGCCCCAUUGCCUGGACUCCUGGCCCUACUCAGAGGUGACUGCUGGUCCUGCGAGAUACUGACCACAGGCCAAGUUCAAGGCAAGAGCUGCUCGUCCAGUCUUAAGCAACAUCUUGGCUGGGGGCAGAUGACCCCCUCCCCCUCCAAGGAUGACUUGGGGGCUCACGCUGGGGCACAGCCACACGGAGCCAGUACAGAAAUCAUGGGGGCGGGUAAUGUGCAGCGCUCCAUGAGGUCUGGAAGCGCCCCCCUCAACCCACUCUCACCCCUCCUAUUCCCUGUAAAAGUACUACGGAGAGGAUAGCUCUCCUUUUCCUUCUAAACUCAAUCCAGCCAAUCGCUUUUAGAGCCCGCCUCCAUGACGUCAUCAGUAGCUGGGCAGUUUUCCCUGCCGGGCUUGCUAACUUCCUCUGCUGCUUGUGCGCAUGCCUGCUGCCGAGGCGGAAGCCCAGCGUGUCUUCCCUGUUGCGCGUGCGCAGGGAAUAGGCGGGAAAUAGAGAAUUGUUGCCGGGAGUCCGAGGUACCCGUCCUCGGUCGGUGAAAGGGGCGAGGACAGAAAUUGUAUGAGCUCAAUAAACGCACUGUGCACCUGC